Phragmites australis (common reed) is the source of this 1568-nucleotide messenger RNA. Its product is annotated as auxin-responsive protein IAA15-like. The record is from RefSeq and is a predicted model, not a curated record. Gene Ontology annotation, cellular component: nucleus. Lineage: Eukaryota; Viridiplantae; Streptophyta; Magnoliopsida; Poales; Poaceae. Gene Ontology annotation, biological process: regulation of DNA-templated transcription. Gene Ontology annotation, molecular function: protein binding. The transcript is spliced from 6 exons. Bases 97 to 822 code for a protein of 241 amino acids.
CGUCUCGGCCUCUCGGUGCCCUUAUCAUCCGUAUCGGCCGUUUCGUGCAUUUGGGGGCACGUUUUCAUCCGUCGCGGCUGUUUUCAUCCGUCUCGGAUGUCUGGUGCCGUUUUCACACGUUUCGGCUGUUUUGCGUCCUUGGACAGCCGUUUUCAUCCGUCCUGGCCUCCUGGUGCCGUUUUCACCUACUUCGGCCAUUUCGUGCCCUUGGGCGCAUGUUUGUGGGCGUCUCGGCACAGUCGGGCCAUCUGCCACGUCUGGUGCCGUUUUCAUCCGCUCGGCCUCCCGCGUCGUUUUCACCCGUUUGUGCCAUUUCAUGCCCUUAGGUGCACGUUUGUGGCGUCGCGGCACGGCCGGGCCAUUGCACCCUUGGACGGCCGCUUUCAUCCGUCCCUUGCGCGGGUGGUGGGGUGGCCGCCGGUUAGGUCGUACCGCAAGAACGCGCUCGCCGAUGUCGUGGGGUCCAGCAAGGCCAAGCAGGCUGCCAAGUUCGUCAAGCUGGUCGUCGACGGCGCACCCUACCUGCGGAAGGUGGACCUGGAGGCCUAUGCCGGUUACGACCAGCUCCUCUGCGCGCUCCAGUACAAGUUCUUCUCCCACUUCACCAUCCGGAAGUUCGCCGACGACGAGAGGAAGCUGGUGGACGCGGUGAACGGGACGGAGUACGUGCCGACGUACGAGGACAAGGACGGCGACUGGAUGCUCGUCGGUGAUGUCCCCUGGAAGUAUGGUAUCUACAGUUUUUUGAAAUGUUGCACUCCAUGUUCUUUGUUGACAUGGUUCUGGCAUUGUGGCAGCCCUGCUAAUUGUGUGAUUUUGUGAUGCACCUUGAGAUUGGAAAUUGUGAUGCAGGUGUUUUAUCAAUUCAGUAUACAUUUAGGGUGUGGGCGGGGUCAUAAAGGCAUGGCCUUAUGAUGCCAUUGCCAAAUCUCUCUCAUUAUCACCAAAACUGAAGCACAAAUGCUAGCGGCUCUCUGGAAGAUAUAACGAUUGAUUUAGCCAAUUCAUCUAGUGGGGGCACACGAGGUGUUCAUCAAAGCUGAGCAACACGGAGAAGCCAUGAAGGUGCAGCAAACGACAAGCAUCUUUUCCAUCACAUUCACUUUUGUGGUGUGAGGAACCGUCCAAAUAAUAUUCUAAUUAAUCACCAGGAGGAUUAUUAUUUAUAAUCACAACCUCGAUGAUUAACCAGAAUAUCAUAUCGGUAGUCUCGGCACGUGUUUUGUGCACAAGAUCGGAACACAUGCUUUUUCAACAUGUACAUCACAACAAAUUUUAAGAAAGAGCGAGUAAUUAACAUUAUAUUACAAGUUCUUAAGCAUGCAACAAGUUAUCACAAUUUACAGCAAAAGAGAGCUAGGAGGAGACUAAAACUUGCUCAACUCCUAACCAGCAAAAGCACUAAGCAGCGGAAGACUGAAAGCUAUACAACAAAAGGGGAUGAAGUCAUAUACCCUUAGGCUCCAUCACAAAAGCACGACCACCCAGAGUAGGAUGCACUACUCUUGCCCACCACCUGCAUCGGCGGGCAUGAAGUAGCCAAACACCUCCUCUCCCUCAGUAACAGG